UUCCGUUGCCUUCUAGUGCCCCAUCUUUCCGGGUCUCCGCCCUCCAGUCACCUUUGAGUGUCGCGCCUGGGUCACGGGCUCGCCCACCCCUCUGAACUGCGAAGAAAGGAACUGCGCUUUCUUGCCAGAGUUUCUAUUUCGGAGUUCAAGGCAAAUCGUUCAGCACCCUUGUUCCUCCCGACCCCCCGGGACAGCGGCAGGGAUCUCAGAGCAAGGAUUCCCCUUCGUUUUGGGCCUGCAGCCCGAGCUGGGCCUUGAACUCGAGCCACAGCGGGGAGGAGCGGGCGGGCUCGGAAGGAAGCUGACACCUGACGAUGGCUCAGUCCACCAUGGCCCCCAAAUGUGAUGUGUUGAGUCAAGAUGACCUGCGCAAAAAGUUAUACCAGACGUUUAAGGAUCGGGGCAUACUGGACACACUCAAGACGCAGCUUAGAAACCAGCUAAUUCAUGAAUUGAUGCACACUGUAUUGAGCGGAGAACUGCAACCUCCCUCCAUUUCAGUAGAAGGAAGCUCUCUCUUAAUAGGCGCCUCUAACUCUCUAGUGGCAGAUCACUUACAAAGAUGUGGCUAUGAAUAUUCACUUUCUGUUUUCUUUCCAGAAAGUGGUUUAGCAAAAGAAAAGAUAUUUACUAUGCAGGACCUAUUGCAACUCAUUAAAAUCAACCCUGCCUCCAGUCUCUACAAAUCACUGAUUACAGGAUUUGAUAAAGAAAACCAAAAAGGUUUUCUCAUGUGUUUUUUAAAAGAGUUGGCAGAAUAUCAUCAGGCUAAAGAGAGUUGUGACACAGAAACUCAGACAAGUUCGACAUUUCCUGGCAAAGACUCCCUUGCUGAGAAGCUUCAGCUUAUUGAUGAUCAGUUUGCGGGUGCUUAUCCUCAGUGUCCCAAAUUAGAGUCUUUAGAAAUAAAGUUAAAUGAAUAUAAGAGAGAAAUAGAACAGCAACUUCGGGAUGAAAUGUGUCAAAAGUUGAAGUAUUUUAAAGACACUGAAAUAGCAAAAGUUAAAAUGGAAGAGAGAAGAAAGUAUGAGAAGAAAUUAACUGAGUUUCGGAAUGAAUUUGAGAAAGCUUGUCAAGCAAAAUCUGAAGCCCUCAUUUCUCGGGAAAAGAAUACCCUUGAGAGAAUUCAAAAGCACCAGGAGAUUGAAACAAAAGAAAUUUAUGCUCAAAGGCAGCUUCUACUGAAAGAUAUGGAUUUGCUAAGAGGCAGAGAAGCAGAGCUGAAGCAAAGAGUUGAAGCUUUUGAACUGACCCAGAAGCUCCAAGAAGAAAAAAAUCAAAGUGCGACCGAAGCACUUAGGAGACGGGAGCAGAAUUUAAAGAGUAUUGAGGAGACCUAUGACCAAAAGCUCAAGAAUGAACUUCUAAAGUAUCAACUGGAACUGAAGGACGACUAUAUCUUUAGAACCAAUAGACUGAUUGAAGAUGAAAGGAAGAAUAAAGAAAAAGCUAUUCAUUUGCAAGAGGAGCUCAUAGCUAUUACUUCAAAAAAGAAGGAACUUAAUCAAUCUGUAAAUCAUAUGAAAGAACUUGAGCUCGAGUUAGAGUCUGUCAAAGCCCAGUCUGUAGCAAUGACAAAACAAAACCACAUGCUGAAUGAAAAAGUUAAAGAGAUGAGUGAUUAUUCACUACUAAAAGAAGAGAAACUGGAGCUUCAGGCACAAAACAAAUUACUUAAACAACAACUGGAAGAAACUAGAAAUGAAAACUUGCGUCUCCUAAACCGCUUAGCUCAGCCAGCUCCUGAGCUUGUGAUUUUUCAGAAAGAAUUAAAGAAAGCAGAAACUGCUAUAGCGUUUGAGCAUAAGGAGUUUGAAAGCCGCAGGCAAGCUCUGCAAAAACAGCUGCAAAGUGAAAUUGAGCAGUCUGCAAAGUUGAAGGCCCAGAUACUAGCUUACGAUGCUUCUGUAAAGAGAUUAACUAUUCAAGUUGCUGAUUUAAAAUUGCAACUGAAGCAAACUCAGAGAGCCCUAGAGAAUGAAGUAUUCUACAAUCCAAAGCAGUCCAUGAUGGAUCGUUCCGCCAGCGGGGUAAUAAGUGGCAAGAUGGUGCCUCACAAUGGUGUUAUAAGCCGGCGUUUCUUGAAUAGUCCUCUUGAUGAGGAAAAAAUUAUAGCAAGUGUAGUUGUACCACGGAUCACAAGGUAUCUAAGGGCAGGGGUAGAGGGUAGUUCUCCUGAUUCUGACCUUGAGUUUGUAGCCAAUACUAAAGCAAGAAUCAAAGAGCUGGAGCAAGAAGCUGAACGCUUGGAUGAGGCUUUCAGAAGUUACCAUCAGAGAGUCAUUGAAAACCCUCCCAAAAGUCCACUCCCACCAAAGAGCCCGCCAUCUCUGCACUUGCUGGGAGCUCUCAAAAACAUCACUUCCAAUUCCCCGGAAAGAUGUAUUUUUGCAGAGGACAGAGUUAUCUCUGAGGAGCCUCAGGUGGGCACAUUUAAAGAGGAAAAGAGCGAAGCCUCUUUAAUGCUUACGGACAGCUCAGCCUCACGACUACGCAGGGGUGCUUCCUCCAGACGCCUCUCUUCCACACCCCUUCCAAAAGCAAAAAGAAGCCUUGAAAGUGAAAUGCACCUGGAAGGUUUGAGCAGAUCACAGGUUGCUUCCCCCAGUCCUCGUCCUAACAGAAUGUGCCAGCCGUCACCUGCCCAACAUAGGCACAGCCUCUCCAACCAUUCCUUCCCCAGCCCUCCCGAGCAGAAGGUGGGUCUUUGUCAGAGACAAACUGAACUUCAAGAUAAAAGUGAAUCUUCAAAUAUGGACAAGCUUCCUUUUAAGGAUAAUGAGGAAUUUGAAUCUUUUGAAUAUGCAGGGAAUGUGCCACGGCAGUUUGAAGUGACCGGGCUUCAUCCUGCUGGUGACAUGCCUCAUGUGGACACUGCCACAGCUGCUGUGCCCACCGGACCCAUCUCGUAUCACUGCCCGAGUGUAGAUCAGAAACAAAUUGAAGAACAAAAGGAAGAAGACAAAAUAUGGGAACAGCAAGUAAAAGAACAAAGGCAGAGUGACCGACAAGAAGUUUUAGAAAGGGAACGAAGAGAACUGGAAAAACUGGAUCAAGAAAGGAGGAUGAUUGAAGAAUCAUUGAAGAUUGAAAUGGAAAAAGAAAGAAGUAUUCAAGAAACAAAAGACACAUCUUUUCCCGAGGAGAACCCUUUAGAGAAAUACAUGAAAAUCAUCCACCAGGGGCAAGACCAGGAGUUGGCAGAUGAGGGCUCAAAACAGAUGGUCGGAGAAGGCUCCCUAGUGGACACGCUGCCACCUAGUGAAAAAGACGAAAGGUAUGGUUUCCCUGAACACUGUGUUUCAUACGUGAACCAUUACUGCUCAUUUUGUCAGCCAAGGGAGAUGGUCAGGUAUUUUUAGGUUGCCUGUAUGA
This is a messenger RNA of Propithecus coquereli (Coquerel's sifaka), 3375 nucleotides long. It is a transcript of the gene OFD1, whose product is annotated as oral-facial-digital syndrome 1. The record is from RefSeq and is a predicted model, not a curated record. Bases 315 to 3362 code for a protein of 1015 amino acids. Gene Ontology annotation, molecular function: protein binding. Gene Ontology annotation, cellular component: centrosome; ciliary basal body. Gene Ontology annotation, biological process: epithelial cilium movement involved in determination of left/right asymmetry. Lineage: Eukaryota; Metazoa; Chordata; Mammalia; Primates; Indriidae. The transcript has 22 exons.